AUGUUGAACACAAAGGAUCCAGCACCCAUAUCCAAGUUCUACCAACCUUCUGCGUUGGGAAAUAUCCUAUGGCACGAACUUGAACUCUGCUAUGGUUUCGUGCGACGAGAUCUUGGGACUGGCCUCUUGCCCGUUCCGGGAUUCACAUUGGCAUCGUUACUAUACCGAAAGGCUUCCGCUGAAGAGAUCUAUAGCGUGAUACCAUACGCCUUCCUCUACGGCUUCCUAUAUCUCUACAGCUUCGUAGUCGCAAAUCAGAUCGACGGCGUCAACGAAGACAAAGUCAACAAACCCGACCGCCCCAUCGCCAGCGGUGCCACAACCCUGCGCGCUGCAAAAAUCCGCUGGACAAUCCUUACCCUCUUAUACCUAGGGUACAGCUUCUACCUGGGUGUUGAAAAGCCAACUUUGUUAUGGAUCGCAACAACUAUCGCGCACAACUUUUUAGGGUUUGCGAACUUCGGGCCGACAAAGGAUGGAUGUAUGGGUGCGGGAUGUAUUGCGCAGUUGACGGCUGGGUGGGCGAUUGGUGGCUCAUCGCCGGAGAUGGGAUGGGAUUGGAUCAAGUAUAUUACGUUGUAUAUGUUGUGGCCGAUUCCGUUGCAGGAUUUGAGGGAUGUGCCUGGUGAUAAGGCUGUGGGGAGGCUGACGACGCCGAUUUUGAUGGGGGAUACUAUAUCGCGAAUCUAUAUUUCUGCUGGUAUAUGUGUGUCUCAGUACCUCCUUGUGAGAUACCGCAUUCUAGAGUACAGAUACGACAUCUCGACUAUAAUCCUCAGCGCUCUACUUGCUGUGAUGAGUCUGGCCGUCGUGGUACGGCUGUUUGCAUGGCGGACUGUGACUGCGGAUAGGGGAAAUACUGACUUGAGUCAUAUCUCGAGUUUUGAUUUGCUCAAUCGCGGCAGGAGCAUGGAGAGAGUGAGAGGUGAAAAUUAA
Messenger RNA from Talaromyces marneffei, 936 nucleotides. RefSeq lists its product as uncharacterized. Lineage: Eukaryota; Fungi; Ascomycota; Eurotiomycetes; Eurotiales; Trichocomaceae. The record is from RefSeq and is a predicted model, not a curated record. The transcript is spliced from 5 exons. The coding region runs from base 1 to 936 and encodes 311 amino acids. Gene Ontology annotation, cellular component: membrane. Gene Ontology annotation, molecular function: transferase activity, transferring alkyl or aryl (other than methyl) groups.